UCAAGUGAGGCAGAGAGUGGUGUGAAAAAGCCGGCCAUGCACCUCGGUGCUAAUGGACACCCGGCUGCUCAGCCUCCUGCCUGGGCGGGGGAAGGGCGCGGCUCGGGCGAGGGUGUCCGCGCCGCGGAGGAAGCUUUGGCGCAUGCGCCCCGGGAGGCGUAGAAGCCGGGACCACCUCAACUCUGCCCUCAUCUGUCUCCGGGGGCGCAGGGAGUGGCGAGGGUACUUUUGGGAAGCGGCUGGCGUGCAGUUAAGGCAUCAAGGCUGAACUGUACCAUUUAGAAGAAUGGAAGCGAAUGCACCUGUUGAAAUGUUUUCAAAAGUCCUAGAGAAUCAGUUGCUUCAGACCACCAAACAAGUGGAAGAACAUUUGGAUUCAGAAAUUCAGAAACUGGAUCAGAUGGAUGAGGAUGAAUUGGAACACCUCAAAGAAAAGAGACUCAAGGCACUGAAGAAAGCUCAACAGCAGAAACAAGAAUGGCUUUCAAAAGGACAUGGGGAAUACAGAGAAAUCCCUAGUGAGAGAGACUUUUUCCAAGAAGUCAAGGAGAGUAAAAAAGUGGUUUGCCAUUUCUACAGAGACUCCACAUUGAGGUGUAAAAUACUAGACAGACAUUUGGUGAUACUGUCCAAGAAACAUCUUGAGACCAAAUUUUUGAAGCUGAAUGUGGAAAAAGCACCUUUCCUUUGUGAGAGACUGCAUAUCAAAGUCAUUCCCACGCUAGCACUGGUGAAAGAUGGAAAAACACAAGAUUUUGUUGUUGGAUUUUCUGACCUAGGAAAUACAGAUGACUUCACCACAGAAACUUUAGAAUGGAGGCUGGGUUGUUCUGAUAUUCUCAAUUACAGUGGAAAUUUAACGGAGCCACCAUUUCAGAGCCAAAAGAAAUUUGGAACAAACUUCACAAAGCUGGAAAAGAAAACUAUUCGAGGAAAGAAAUAUGAUUCUGACUCUGAUGAUGAUUAAUUCUUUGUAAAUCGUCUCCUGACUUCAGAAUUCGAUGUGUUUUCUAAAUUCUGUUGAUUUCAGUACAUUCGUCUCCUAAUGGUCACAUUCUAGAGUUUUAUGCAGUUGCAUCAUAUUGAAAAACAUCUGUGAUAUUUUCUGUGUGGAGUUUGUGUUUAAGUUGAGGAAAACUUCUGAGUUCUAAAUAUCUGAGUAGGGUCUGGAUUCUCUAUUUUUGAGAUUGGUUUUAUCACAAUAUGAUUCUUACAUUUUUAUACCAUUCACAAUUGUGUUUUUAAUCUACUGGAUUGGAAAUAGAAAUACAGCACACUAUUCCAGGACUAAUUCUUACCUAGCAUUAUUUACUUUAUAAAGAGGUCAAGUAACAUUUACUGGUGUAACAGACUGCACUUGUAAUUGAUUAGAAACACUCUUCUGGAAUAUAUUUAAGUAACUAUUAAAGAACUGUAUUUAUUCUGUA
Molecule: messenger RNA, 1427 nt
Organism: Mesoplodon densirostris (Blainville's beaked whale)
Lineage: Eukaryota; Metazoa; Chordata; Mammalia; Artiodactyla; Ziphiidae
Gene: TXNDC9
Product: thioredoxin domain containing 9
Exons: 5
Coding region: 287-967 (226 amino acids)
Biological process (GO): microtubule cytoskeleton organization
Cellular component (GO): cytoplasm
Source: RefSeq, a predicted model, not a curated record